AUGGUUGCUAAGAAGAGAAACACGCUUAGAAGCAAAGUAAGUGCAAGAAAUAGUCAAAAUUUUGGACCAGACGUAGCGAACAAUGGCAUUCUGGACGAGAGUUAUGACAUAGAAUCUGAUCCAAGGGCCUUUCUGCACCAACCUAAAGAAACUAAAAAGGAAAAGCUACUUAACAGACAGAAUACUUUCUUAUCUAACUUGAAGGGGAAAUCCACACUUAACGAUGGCAUAGCUGCCAAUUUUGAUGGUAUUUCUAAAUCUUCCAUUAGACGUAGGAAAAGAAAGCUAAGAGAAGAACUAAAACCAAGAAUGCAAGAUCUGCUCACUUCUUUGGAGCAAGAAAAGGAUUUACGGGGCAUUAUUGAAAAUAGUAGCAAAGACAUGAAUAACGAUGAUGACAUCGACAUGGAUUCUAAAAUAAGGUUUGUGGACACAAAGGAAAUGAACUUGAAAAAGAUAGAACCUGGUUCUGUUAGGAUAAAAAAGAAUCAGCCAAAUAUCAGGAACCAAAAGGGUGCAAAGGCAUUGGCUGCUAACGAAACUGCAAGAUUCAAUCAGGUCCUAACCAAUCAAGAUUUCCAAAAAAAUCCAUUUGGCGCCUUAAGAGAGGUUAUCAAGCUGCAAAAACAAUGA
Saccharomyces cerevisiae S288C is the source of this 633-nucleotide messenger RNA. It is a transcript of the gene SLX9, whose product is annotated as Slx9p. Gene Ontology annotation, cellular component: 90S preribosome; nucleolus; preribosome, small subunit precursor. Lineage: Eukaryota; Fungi; Ascomycota; Saccharomycetes; Saccharomycetales; Saccharomycetaceae. Gene Ontology annotation, biological process: maturation of SSU-rRNA from tricistronic rRNA transcript (SSU-rRNA, 5.8S rRNA, LSU-rRNA). Bases 1 to 633 code for a protein of 210 amino acids. The transcript has a single exon. The record is from RefSeq and is marked reviewed.